AUGGCUGUACUGGUGCGGAACGACAGUCGAAUUAUCCUCCACUUGGUGACUCUCCCUGAUCUUACUGCCGUCACUUUGACUUACCAUAUCCAGGAUUAUGACUGUUUCUAUGCCUCGGUCUUUGAGGUUGAACAACCUGAACUGAGAUCCCUUCCCUUAGCAGUUCAGCAAAAGCAGAUUGUGGUAACCUGCAACUACGAAGCUCGACGGCGAGGUCUGCAUAAGUUACAGCUCAUCAAAGAUGCUAAGCGCAUCUGUCCCGAUGUGGUGAUAGUUCUGGGUGAAGACUUGACCAAGUUCCGAAAUGCAUCCAAGGAGCUUUAUCUGUUGGUUCGCUCCUUUGUCUGGGGCGACCAUGUCGAAAAACUAGGUUUCGACGAGCUCUUUCUCGAUGUCACGGAAAUGAUUGACUACAACACUGCCGUGUUAAACCAAAACGACUUGGAGAAUUCGUAUUUCCAUCUUGAUCGGAAGGACCCGACCGUUGGAUUCUCUUACGAUGCCACUCGCUUCCAGGGAUCGACCUUCCCCGCGAUGGAGGCAGCCUCCGUCGCUCAGAAAGAUCCGUCUUCGUUGGAAAUGAGGCUGCUCGUUGCCUCUCAUUUACAGAGUCAUAUACGAAGUAAGUUGGAGCAUCAAAUAGGCUUCACGGCGACUGGUGGGAUCUCAACCUCCAAACUAUUGGCAAAGUUGGUCGGUAAUGUUCACAAGCCCAACGGCCAAACGACUCUUCUGCCGCCAUAUAUGGCCACCAAAAAUAGAACUAGCAGUGUGUUCCAGUUUCUGGAUGAUCACGAAAUCCGGAAGAUUCCUGGAAUUGGUUCUCAGAUUUCCCAGAAACUGAAAUCCUAUGUCACAGGGCAAGAGAAUACCGAUGAAAAGAUCACAGUCAAGGAUGUCCGCCAGUUCCCUGGCAUGGGUCCACCUUUACUGGACAGAGUCCUUGGUGGACCAGGCUCAACCAAAGGGAUCGGGAUGCGCAUGUGGAGCAUUCUCCAUGGAGUAGAUAAUUCUGAGGUGCUGGAGGGUCGCGAUGUGCCCACUCAGAUCAGCAUCGAAGAUUCUUAUGGCCAGUUAGAUACUCUCGAGGGUGUACGACGAGAGCUCGUAGUGUUGUCGCGAAGUCUGGUCCGCCGUAUAAGAACCGACCUGCUUGAUAUGAGUGAUGACACCGCUCCCCAAGGGAAAUGGCGUGCUCAUCCUCGCACUCUGCGGUUGUCAACCCGGCCAAGACUUCCACCAGACGUGCGUACCGGGCGUGCAUACAGUUCCAAGCGCAUCUCUCGCUCGGCGCCCCUACCACCCUUUGUUUUCAACUUGGAUGAGAAUAUUGAUGCAUUGGCCGAGCGGCUGGUCCGAGAAAAUAUCUUCUCUAUGUUUCGCAAAUUACAUCCCGAAAAGGCUGGCUGGAACCUCAGUUUGUUGAACGUUGCGGUUACCAAUAUGGUGGAGACCGCAGGGGAUCAGAAGCAAAACAGUGGACGCGAUAUCGGGAAGAUGUUUCGACAGCAGGAGACAGUACUUAAGGAUUGGACUGUGCAGGAACCCGGGUUCUCAUCUUCAUUACCCGGAGAUACCGGAGUUACCCUUGAGAUACAGCCACAGUCGGACGAUGGCUGGGACGACGAUGAACCCUUGGGAAAUAUAGACUGCCCUAUAUGCGGGGCAUCGAUCCCACAUUUUGCCCAGUUGGCACAUCAGAUAUAUCAUUCUGAAAAAUAA
This is a messenger RNA of Penicillium vulpinum, 1722 nucleotides long. Its product is annotated as putative DNA polymerase iota. The coding region runs from base 1 to 1722 and encodes 573 amino acids. Gene Ontology annotation, biological process: translesion synthesis. NCBI's taxonomy places the organism in Eukaryota, Fungi, Ascomycota, Eurotiomycetes, Eurotiales, Aspergillaceae. Gene Ontology annotation, molecular function: DNA-directed DNA polymerase activity; damaged DNA binding. The transcript has a single exon. The record is from RefSeq and is a predicted model, not a curated record.